Messenger RNA from Daucus carota subsp. sativus, 957 nucleotides. RefSeq lists its product as uncharacterized. The transcript is spliced from 4 exons. Bases 1 to 957 code for a protein of 318 amino acids. The record is from RefSeq and is a predicted model, not a curated record. Lineage: Eukaryota; Viridiplantae; Streptophyta; Magnoliopsida; Apiales; Apiaceae.
AUGGACAAUACUACACGAUUCAUUCUUGAUAUAAUGGAUGCAGAAGAAGAAGAAGAAGAGCAGCAGACAAGGAUGAGAAUGAAUGCGGCUUACCUCCAUAAUCAGCGUGAAAAAGAAAAUUUUAUCUCGUAUCAUGGUGGUUCCACAAUGAAUCAUCGUGUAAUUGAUCGUAAUAGAGAAGAAGGUCAUGUUAGACUUCAACGAACUGAUGCUGUGGGAAUUCGUGGCAUGUCUUCACUUCAGAAAGUGACAGCUGCACUUAGGAUGCUUGCAUAUGGAACAACAGCUGAUGCGGUUGAUGAUUAUGUUCGAAUUGCAGAGAAUGAACAACGAGGCUUUCCUGGAAUGUUGGCUAGCAUUGAUUGUAUGCAUUGGAAGUGGAAGAAUUGUCCAACUGGCUGGCAAGGUAUGUACACAGGUCAUGUUCAUGAACCAACAAUUAUAUUAGAAGCUAUAGCUUCAAAAGACUUGUGGAUUUGGCAUGCUUUUUUCGGAUUACCGUGGUCGUUGAAUGAUAUUAAUGUGUUAGAUCGCUCUCAUCUUUUUGAAGAAUAUGCAGAAGGUAGUGGCCCUGAAGUGAGGUAUACUAUCAAUGGACACGAAUAUAACAUGAGCUAUUAUCUUGCUGAUGGCAUAUAUCCUUCUUGGCUAACUUUUGUCAAAACUAUUCCAAAACUCAAGGUUAUAAACAAAGAUAUUUUGCAAUUGCACAAGAAUCCGUUCGAAAAGAUGUUCAAAGAGCAUUUGGAGUGUACGAUCUCGGAUGAAAGGGAUUUACAUGCCGAGGAAGAACACUUUGAGGCAUAUGAUGAACCAACCGUUACCCGAAUACCAAGUCAUCCUAGUAGUCAGGGAGAAUUCAUACAAGUGCACCAGCAGAUUCGAGAUAAACAAGCUCAUGUUCCGUUGCAAAAUGAUCUUGUUGAACAUCUUUGGCAGAUCAUGGCGGUGACUUGA